This is a messenger RNA of Opisthorchis viverrini, 2079 nucleotides long. RefSeq lists its product as hypothetical. The record is from RefSeq and is a predicted model, not a curated record. The coding region runs from base 1 to 1419 and encodes 472 amino acids. The transcript is spliced from 10 exons. NCBI's taxonomy places the organism in Eukaryota, Metazoa, Platyhelminthes, Trematoda, Opisthorchiida, Opisthorchiidae.
AUGCACACUCCAGAGCUUGCCGAACUCAUCCGGUUAAUAGAGCUUGAAAUGCCCACUAUAAAACCAGGAUCGAAGGAUGGUGCAGAAAACUUCCGCGCGAAUCGUUCCCAAGAUCCAGUCCACCAUCCACUACCUCCUGAAGUGCCGGUGACCAGACAAUUCAAAGGUCCCGAUAACCGAGAUAAUACAACGAUGGCAGCGGCAUUGCAGAAGACAAAGAAGGAAAGCGUCGUAGAGGCCAAAGAAACCCCAGAAAGACGUUCAACCAAUGUAGGCGCACAACGAAUGGGAAAUUUGAGAAACAAAUUCGAAACAGGUGAAGUUGGGGAGAAGAAAAAGAAGAAGAAAACAGCUCCAAAAAUCAAGUAUGCAGGAGCUGAGUCGGUGAAAAAUAAAUUUAUCGAGACUGCGUCAAAGACAAGCAACGGAACAGCUAAUGGUCCUAGAGGUCCAAAGGAAAUUACACCGCCACCUGAAGGGGUCGCAGUUGGUGUGUUAGAAAGCAAACCAAAACCGAGAAAUCCAGAUGUAGUAACCGCGGAUGAUACCCUGGAUCCCGUGGAUUUAUCAAUUAUCGGAGAAACCACAAAGAACCUACGAGCUAAAUUCAAACACCUGGAAGAAACUGGAGGACAACUGGAGGAAGAGGAUAAACCUAAACAGAAUGCACUUAUUGAUGAAUACAAAUCAGUGGCACCGGAAGCCACACGGUCAGCUCGAGCUAGGUGGAAGGAUAUUGAAAGUGGAAAAGUGGAAAAGUCCGUUGAAGAGAGACCUAAAAUCGACAUCCAUGGUGAAGGUUACGGUGGUGUUUUUGAGAAUGAACCCGAGAAACUGGAAAACAUCACACGAAGUGGGGGAGAUGCAAGAAGUUUACCGGCUGGCAUCAGUGCCCGAGAACGACGAGAGGAGUUUCUUCGUAGGGCAAACGAAGCAGCUUCCCUUAAGAAGGAGCCCGUCAGAGUCGACAUAAAUGCCGCCGAAGGUGGUAUUUAUGAAAACGAACCCACAAGACGGGAAGAUGUUGUUCGCUACGAUGAUGAGCAGAAUGACGAUUAUCCAUCAGCCUCCGCGAAAUGGGCCUCUGAGGCAAAAGAUCGGUUUAUGCAGGAGGCCAGCAAGGCACAAGAACAGAUUCAACGCACAAAACCCAUCGCCGUGGUCGAAACAGAAGCGAAUGGUGAGGGGACGGCAGAAUAUCGCUUCGCAUCGCAAGCUAAACAGGCCCUGAUUGAACGACAAAAACAAGAAGAGGAGGCCGCGAAAAAUAAGGCCAGACCGGGUAUUAUUGAUAUAUGGGGUGAACAGUGUGCCGAGAGUGGCAUUUUUGAGAACGUCCCUGCGGCGCGUUCAGCCGAUGUUGUGGCUGGAAGCAUGACAGAUGAGGAGGAAUCCGAAGAAGAGUCCGAAGAGGAGUGAAAAUGAGCGUCACGAGCGUUCCCAAUGCCGAACUUGUCAUUAUGACCGAUGUACCAAAACUGUUGGACAGAUCACAGCAGAUUCCAUCAAACUGUAAUUCACUGCCUCUCCACAAUGUACCCCACUAUGUAGGCCAAGCGAGCAUUCAGUUUGGUUUACAUCUUCCGUUGCAUGCCUGAUCGAAGUUCACGACAAGAAAUUGUGAGUGAGCUUGAUCAUAUUUAAUUAUCCUAACUGGCAUACAUGAUCGACUGUUGUAUGUAUUUAUGUACGAGAUACAUUUAAAGAGAUCACUCAAGAGGGCGGUUCGCAUUCCAAUGUCUUCACAACCUCACCGCAUUCUUUCGGUGCACUGGUGGGCACUGCUGAUUUUAUGUACCCACAUAUUUCUGUCAUUUUGCGCCGAUUUUUUCGUCACCACGAGGUCAUUGGAGAGAAAGGUUUCGCGAUGUGCCUUGCCAAAAUUGUUUUAACACUUUCAUCACAGAAACAGUCAAAGGCAAAAACGUAUUGUUGAACGGAAGCUUCACACAUUAUGGUUAGUCUGUGGUAAUAAACAUCGAAAAUACCGACCCGCAAAUUGAGAGUUCUCCGGUGUUUCGCAACCUUUGUCACUUUGGCUAUUGGCAAAAAACCCUGAACGCACUUGAUCCAGAAAAG